GAAGUCAUAGCGUUUUGGAAUGGGAGUGCAUGGCCUCACGACGUACAUCAACGAGCACAGCGCUGCAUUAGCGAAGACGCUUCAUUUCGCGACAGACGUAGCACCGAGCGAACCUACGACGUUUGUUAUAGACGCAUGGUCCUUCAUUUACGAAGUCCUUGCUUGGGCAGGACUUCCUUGGGUUUACGGCGGCGAAUACAACCAAUUUGCUGAGUUUGUGAUUAAGAUAGUCAAAGCAUGGCUAGGUGUCGGACUGCGACUUUACUUCGUCUUCGAUGGUCCCUUCCCCGAGAUCAAGUUCCCCACUAUUAUCUCCCGCAUGAACAGGUCUACCAUUAAGCCUUCGCAUCUCUUCUUUCGCACGUCCGCGACUUCACGCGCAACGCCCCGGUUCCUUCGUGAGAGCGUGAUGCUACCGCCGGGUAUGUACGCCGCUUGCGUCGAGACCCUGCAAGGCAUCGCACGCAACCUCGGAUCAGAUCAAGUACUUGAAAUUCAUUUUGCAGACGAAGAGGGUGAUCCUUAUGCCGUCGAGCUCGCAGCCCGCCUCGGGGGGUACGUCGUCGGCAACGACUCAGAUUUCGUCAUCUUGAACGCGGAAGGGUAUUGCGGAUAUGUUCCAUUGGCACUCAUGGCAUGGUCAUCUCUCGAUUCGGAAGAUGAUGAUGACGCGGGUGACGCUGAAGAAGACGGCUUCCAAACGGUCGUAUCGAAAGGCAAGAAAAAAACUGCCACCCAGAAAAGCAGCGUCUCUCGCGGUAUCGUACCCCCAGACGUAGCAUCCGGACUGCAGUUGUCGGUUAUUAUCUACUCGCCCGCAACACUUGCUACACACCUCCAGCUACCAAUCUCCCUCUUACCUCUACUUGGUGCCCUUGUCGGAAACGACUUCACCGGCGAGAGAGAAGCUUCAGCCACGACUUCUCAAGAAACUAACCUCCAGUGGCUCUUUUUCGAGCGCUCUCUUACUCUUACUCAGCGCAUUACCCGUGUCGCCACAACACUGCGAACAAUCCUGUCUGCUGCCCUCGGUGCAGGACGAAACAAGAACAAACAUGCCGUGCAUAGCGUUAUGCAGCUCAUUGAGCGCGCCGUGAACGCUCUGAUUGUUCGCUCAGUCGACAGCAUGGCGUCAGGCGAAAAGGAGCGAGUUGUCGAGCGGGUCGUCGAAGCGACUCUCCAGUACGCCAUCCCGCGAUAUGAGGGCACACUUCUCGGAACGGAGGGCCUCUGGGCCGAAGGCGUUUGUGCGCUGCAUGAUGCCACAAGUUGCCCCUUGCUGCGCUAUCUUGCAUCCCCAAGUGACCCCCUUGACGACGACGUGGAAGCACAGAGAGAACGCGUACGGGUUGCCUACGUAGCUGCAUACCGCAUCGGUCGGCUGGACCCGCAUACGCUCGAUGUCAUGCAUUCAGGCACGUUCUGGUAUCGCCAGUUUCUCGAAAAUCCGGAUCUGGAGAACGUUGCUCGUAGCAUUGGGAGGCCGAUCCAGCUCUGGACAUAUGCAUUGCUCGAUGAUGCGCUGGGACUGCCAGCAAGAACGGAGCCCGAACCGGAGCCACCACAGCCCGCGGAGGAGAAUGCCCCCGAGCAGGAUGACGAGGAUGAGCUGAUCGACGUGGUAGAGGAAGACUCGGAGGAAGACGCCGACCCGCUCGCUCCUUUGCGCGGAGCCCUUCAACAGCUCAACGGUUUUGAAGAGGGUACAUUGGAUGGAGCCAAAUCUGAAACAACGGCGACAGCAUCAAACCCUGCUUCCCCGAAGGCCCGAUCGAAGGUCGUCGAAGAAUAUGUUCGUCGCGGUACGAAACUUGCGUCCGAAGACGUGAUCGUACCCCCCUUGUCGGAACUCCUGGCUUCACUUCCGAACCACAACCAGACACGCUUUAAUACGCCCAUACAACUUUUGCCACCAGAAGACCGCUUCGCGUUCUUCCUCAAGGCCCUACAAAGCGACAGCACUCUAAUUCGGUCGCUGCCCGCAGACCAGCGCACGGCCGCCCUAGUCCUCCGUUGGGUGGUACGCCAACUGCACGCGCGCUUCCAAGAGCGUGGUCACGACAAAACGCGCGAGAAGGAGAAGUGGACGCAAGUCGAGGCACGCGCCUUCCUUGCGUCCUUUUCCUUCUCGUCUCCGACUACCUUAACCGGAGAGCAAGAUGAGCCGGAGCAGGUGCCGAUCGUUGACAGGAACGUGCAGCUCACGGCGCAGGUGUCCGUCACGCUUGACUGCAUCAUGCGCCUUGGAGAGGUGCUACUUCUUAACGACGAGCUCCUCAGUCCUGUCCUACGCUUCUCCGGGCGUCGCUUCCACGCGUAUCUCACCGGUACGAAAGUGCUCGCGGUGGAUGCAAUCCCGGAGAGACUGUGGCGAGCUUCUAACGACGGCCUCGAAAGUGCAUUCAUCGAACCCGCAGGCAAGAAGAAGCGGAAGGACAAGAAAGAGGCGGUCAAAUCGUCGCCAGUGGGAAACAAAGCGAAAGCCGGUGCAGGAUUCGGGAGCAAGUUUGGGCUACUGGCAGAUAUUGACGCGUGAGUGUGUCGCUCCGCACGCGAAAAUAAAAAAGGGAUAACCACUGUACUACGAUACAUACAUUAUAUACUAGUAAUAUCAUCUAUUGUUUGUACCACGUCUAUCUCUUCGAGCCGAUGAAC
Messenger RNA from Phanerochaete carnosa HHB-10118-sp, 2655 nucleotides. RefSeq lists its product as uncharacterized. The record is from RefSeq and is a predicted model, not a curated record. Bases 20 to 2536 code for a protein of 838 amino acids. The transcript has 3 exons. Lineage: Eukaryota; Fungi; Basidiomycota; Agaricomycetes; Polyporales; Phanerochaetaceae.